AACAAAAAAAAGGGCUGUUCUUUUAUGUAAGGAUGGAUUAACUUUAUUUAAUUUUUAAGAACUAAUUUAAUACUUAUUUAUCGUUUGAAAAAAUUGUACUAAAACCUUCAACAGACUGUCAGGUAUAACGGUAAAAAAUUUCAGUCAAAUCGGUUCAGUAGGUUUCUCGGUUAGCGCAGUCGUAGAAAACCCCUUACAAUUUUAUACAGUAGUAGGAAUAUAGAUAAUCGUAAUUCAUUACGCAAUAAUAUAAUACAAAUUUAGGCAACGAAAACCAAUAUGUUACAUUUUUAUAAAAAUUUAUAAGAGCGCGGUGGUCGGCGGCGGCAGCUUGUUGAAUGGUGUACAUUGCUUACUACGCAGCGGCCGACAGUCGCGAUCGUGAUUGUGCCGACGCAGCCCAAACAGUGUGCGCACACGAUGAAUACCGUCCGAUUGUGUUUCGCAGCCACCGCCGUCGCGUAUCUCGUUGUCGCGAUCGACUGGUCAGCCGCCGACGCUGUGGUCUGUUGCAACAGUAGUUCAGUCACGAGCGGCAGCGGAGUCGCGUUUUGCCAGAACGAAAAUAGGACGUUCCACAUGGUCGAGGCGAUCGGCGGUGGCACGUGCGAUGACAACCGGACAGCCUUGCCGGUCCGGAAGUGCUGUCCUCCGGGCCAGCUGUACGAUCCGGAAAUGCGGUUCUGCAGACCAGCCGGGGCGGACGACGACGAGUACCUGCGGCGGAUGAUGCAGCGACUGAGAGACGGAUUCCGGGUGGUGGCAGAUGCGGUGAUGGUUGGUUACGAUUACGAGCAACCAAUGUGCGACGCAAAGCAAGUGCUAGUCGACGUGCCCGCCGUGGAGGUGCGUGGGCUGAUGGAGGCGGAACCGUCAGCCAUCGAGUUGCCACCGGACUACUGCUUUGACAUGACGCCAACCGAUGAGCUGGUGGCCCGGACGUGCCGGCUACGCGACCAGUACUGCGGCCGGGACGGUUACACGUGCGUCAACAAGUGCUGCAAGUGCGACCAGAUGUACGUCAUAGACGACGAUGGUCGAAAGUGCAAGCAGAGCGAGAAGCCGUUCACGAUAUUUGCCUAUGAAACAGACGCGGAUGGCCGUCCUGUGGGCCAGUCGAACAGCACGGUGCUGCCGUACAACAUCGAACCCCGUUGUUUCACAAAACAAAUGGAUGAGGACGGGUUCACGUUGACCACAGAUGGCAGCCUUUACCUUACCGGUGACGUCCAACGCAUACCGGAGACUGAGUACUGCGUGGAAUAUUAUGCCAAGGCCGGUGCACAGGUGGUCGCCGUCCUGCAGGCGUUCGUGUGCGGAAAAGACACACGUGACAGCUGGGUGUACAAAUUCAUACGGGCUAGUGACGUGGCGUCUGUCGUGUGCCUGGUGCUCACACUACUCGUGUACAACACACUGCCCAGCCUCCAGAACAGCCGCAACUACUACGUCAAGUUCUACAUGGCCUGCGAGCUCGUGUCGUCAACCAUGUAUGCAAGCCAAUGGAUUACAGAAGACCUAAAAGGCCAUACAUGCGUUCUAUACGGUUAUUUUACAUUAUUUGCAGUUCUGACAUCAAUUUGCUGGUUAAACGUAAUAUGUUUCGAUAUUUAUUGGAUGUUAAGGAACAACAUUUCAAAAAACAGAAAUACAUCAAUAUCAGUACGUACCAUUAUGUACCAUAUUUACUGUUGGGGAUUUUCAAGUGUUUGCGUAUCUACUGGUUAUUAUUUUCAAUUUUCACAAAGCGAAACGUUACAGAAAUUAGCACCCAACAUUGGAGACAUUGGAGAUUGCUGGUUCGAAGACAAAACUCGCUACGGAAUUUACAUUUUCUACCUGAUACCCACCAGUUUUAUGGUGACUGCCAAUUUAAUUAUGUUCUUCCUAACUGCUAUUUAUUUUUUAAGAAUUAAAUCUGAGCUCAACGAAUUCAAAGGGACAGUUUCAAAAACAGAAAGUUUUCUUGUUUACAAAGAGAAAUUUGUAAUGAGCAUCAAACUAUUUCUGAUUAUGGGAACCUCAUAUUUUUUUUGGAUAAUAUGUUCUUUAUUCCAAAUUUAUGAGGGGAUCAUAUGGGACUUUUCUGAUGCAAUGACCAGUCUACAAGGAGUUAUCGUAUUUAUUAUAUUUGUGGCCAAGCGCAAAGUUAUUAUGGACUUACGGAAUAAGUUUAGAGGUUCAAUGGAUCAUAGUGAAUCGACACAAAUUAACACUAUCUCUGGGUCCUCAUAAAUGUGGCACUGGGAAGUGCUCAUAAAAUUUAUAAUGAUUUCUAAAUUGUAAUAUGAAUAUAUAAUAUUAUGUAAAUAUUAUUAUAAUAUAUAUUAAGACUCGAAGCUUUAGGGCAUAAAAAAAUCAUUAUUUUCGUGCCUUUAAAUAUUACGUAUUUGUUUUUUGUAAUUACUAUAAAAAUAAAAUCAACUAUACUAUAAAAGCAA
This is a messenger RNA of Metopolophium dirhodum (rose-grain aphid), 2441 nucleotides long. Its product is annotated as G-protein coupled receptor Mth2-like. Lineage: Eukaryota; Metazoa; Arthropoda; Insecta; Hemiptera; Aphididae. Gene Ontology annotation, biological process: cell surface receptor signaling pathway. Gene Ontology annotation, cellular component: membrane. The coding region runs from base 421 to 2235 and encodes 604 amino acids. Gene Ontology annotation, molecular function: G protein-coupled receptor activity. The transcript has 6 exons. The record is from RefSeq and is a predicted model, not a curated record.